Oryza sativa Japonica Group (Japanese rice) is the source of this 854-nucleotide messenger RNA. RefSeq lists its product as uncharacterized. Lineage: Eukaryota; Viridiplantae; Streptophyta; Magnoliopsida; Poales; Poaceae. The record is from RefSeq and is a predicted model, not a curated record.
UCUCAUCCAUUCCACCCCUCCAAUCCAAUUUCAACUUCCAAGUUCUGUACUCCCAACCUUUUCCUCCUCUUCUUCUUUCUUCUCCUCGUCCUCCAUUGAUAUGGCCACCGAGGUGCUGCGCCCGCACAACGUGCUCCUGCCUUCCCCGGCGCAGCGGAGGAUCCGUGCCACCGCCGCCACGCACCAGAGGACGGCCAACAACCAUCAGAGCGAUGCGAGGACCAAGCCGACGACGGCGGGAAGCCGGAGACGUCAGGGCAGGGGCUCCUCCGCCGCCAGGAAGGCGGCCGCGAGGCCUGUAGCGGUGGAGGUGUACGCCGGGCCGGCGUUCUCCGUGUCCCCCGAGCCGAGCUCUGUGCCGCUGCCGCAGUUCCCGUUCAGGAAGGCCGCCGUCACAGCCGCCGUCGAUGACGCCGCGACGCGCGACCUCCGCCGCAUGCUGCGGCUGGAGUAGUAGUAGGCUCCCGUCCGUGCUUCUCUUGCUUAUUGUUUUGUUCCCUUUCUGUUCUUGUGUUAGCAUAUGAGCUGUAUGGUAGUUCUGACUAGCCUCGUGGUGAGUGGCGCGGCCGCGCGCGUUGAGGUCACCGGCUCAGUUUUAUUGUGUGGCCGGAGACAAGUCAGACAGGUAACAGCGGCGGCCGUGAGCUCGGACGACGGCGGUGUAGAAUGAGCUAGCGCAGCGGUAUGUGGCGACCAGAUGUAAUUACAUAGUAUUUUACAUUUUACAUGGUAGACAUAUACAGUACGAGUAUAUUACGCGUAUACGGUAGGGAUCCCUUUGGUAUGUACAAUACAAGUCUAAAGUAAAUUCUAUAUAUGCUUUUUUAAAGAGAAGGCAAGAAAUUUGUGUUAUA